AUAAAGCUAUUUAUAUAGAUAUCCAAGUAUUUCAUCCACUUAGCAAUGGAACAAAAGGAUAUCUCUGACUCAAACGAGUCUUUGGUUGUGUGUGAGCAACCAGUUAAACAUAUAAUUCGUUACUCAAAAGAAGAUCUUCUUGCUCUCCAUGACAGUCCACUCGUAACCAAGCCAGAAAACAUGCCAGCCCUCGCGUCCUGGCUUGGUGACUUUGCUAAUGCAUCUGCACCUAAGAACAUCCUAAACGGUACAAGUCCAGCACGUUCAUCAGACAAGAGUAUUGUGCUUGGACCAACAAAAACCAACUUUGCGUCAUCACUCUAUGGGGGCCUCAAGCGCACCGAUGAGAGCCCGAACACACAGUCGAAAGCAUUGACAUCCCAAUCACCGUCUGCAUCUCGUCACCGACAAGUAAUUGACAUGCUGGUGCUGCCUUGCGGGAGCAGCCGCUGAAAAAAUGAUGUGAUUCGCCUCUGCCAUGUAGAAUGACGAACCAAGGACACGAGAAACGAACAAGGACCAUCGGACACGUGGAGCUUUUGUCAACGAAAAGGGGUUCCACCAACGAUCCGACAAGAACGAACGACGACCAGGCCACUACGCAACAUCUCCGUCCAAUAACAACCGACGCCAGCAAGACCGCUAUGGGGGAGACCGUCUUACGAACGAUAAAACAAGGCGCGAAUACACACGUGAUCAGAGCCGCCAGCGACACACUCCAGCUCAAGAAGUGGUCUCGGAAAGGGUGCCAG
Messenger RNA from Phycomyces blakesleeanus NRRL 1555(-), 752 nucleotides. RefSeq lists its product as hypothetical. Bases 46 to 453 code for a protein of 135 amino acids. Lineage: Eukaryota; Fungi; Mucoromycota; Mucoromycetes; Mucorales; Phycomycetaceae. The record is from RefSeq and is a predicted model, not a curated record. The transcript is spliced from 4 exons.